AUUCAUAAAUGAACUAUCAUUCUCAACAACAUAAUGUUUAAGAUCGUAUCACUGUUACUGUUGGUAGUUUUGGUGUCCUUCAAUUGCUCUGCAUUUUAUCUCGAAUCAGAUGAAGAAAAUAGGAAAGUAUCAGGAUGGGAGCAUGUUUUUGCAUACAAUAUUUCCUCUGUCAUUCCUCUACACCAUUACGGCCCCAAAAGUUAUUACUUAGGAAUAGGAGUGAAAGCAAAGUAUAUGCAAGCCAUGCAGUUUUGUGAUAAUAUCCAUAUGAAAUUACUUACCAUCAGAUCACGUGAAGAGAAUGACAGAAUUCAAAAAUAUAUUCGAGAAGCAAACAAAGGUUCCGAUGAUUUUUGGACAUCAGGCUCCAAACUUCUUGAUGGUCGAAACUGGGUAUGGAUGUCCCACGGUGAUGGCAUCCAGUACACCAACUGGGCUCCAGGUGAGCCCAAUGAUGAUCGUUCCCAAUGCAUCAGGCUGUCUUCAAAGCAUGGAGAGCUCUACUGGCACGAUAGCAGGUGUGACGAAAGUCGGUUCUUCAUAUGCGAACGGUAUUCGGCCUCAGAAGAUGUCACUGGCGUGGACACAGAACCAACAAUAACAGGUUGGAUGCAGAUGUUGACAGGAGCUUCAUCUAACAUUGGUCUUCUGCACUAUAAUAACAAAAGAUAUUUCUUUGCCAGGAAUUUCAAGACAAAUUAUUUGCAAGCAAUUCAGUUCUGCAACAUAAUCAAGAUGGAGCUGGUUACCAUAUCAUCUGCAGAGGAAAACGAUAGGAUAUAUAAAUACAUUCGUGAUAUAAAUGGUGGGACUGAUUGGUGGACCUCUGGCACCAAGCUUCUGGACAGCAAGACCUGGAUCUGGUUGACCAAAGGGAGUCACGUGGAGUACACCAAUUGGCUUCCAGGGCAACCAGAUGGCAAUGAUGAACUUUGCUUGCAACUGGUCCAACAGAAAGACAAAGGGCUUUUUUGGAAAGACAGUAGGUGUAGUGAGACUUGUCAUUUUAUCUGUGAAACAACUUGUGACAACGAUGAUUGUGCCGAUGGAGGAACUUAUAAUGUUGGGAGAAGCCAGGGAGGGAAUGUGAAAGCGAUCAGAACUACCACUGCAAUACCUAAAAGGAAAUAUACUUCUACUCCUCUACUUGCUGAAGAAGAAUCAAUGAAUGAUGAUGAAUGGAAGUACAAAAUCACGAUGACUUCUUCAGGAUCUAUAUCGUACGAUUACGUUGAGGGACAUAAAUAUCACAUGGAAAUUGAUCUAAUAGCAACUCAAGCACAAGCUGAAAUCUACUGUGAAUAUCACAAUAUGCAGCUAAUCAGUAUCUUUAAUAAGGAGGACAAUGAUCGUAUCAAACUGCUGAUGAUAGAUUCAAGUGUACCAGGACCAUUUUGGACGUCGGGCAGAAAAAUAGAUAGUGUCUGGACCUGGCCUAUCGGCUCUCAACAAUUAUCGUAUGCCAACUGGGCCAGAGACCAACCUAGCUUCAAAACGGAUAAAAAAUGCAUUGAAAUCGAUCAUGAUGGAGAAUGGCUGGACGAGAAUUGCUACGAAAGGAGACAUUUCAUUUGCGAAAUGCCUACAGGACCUAGAUCUGGAAACAUUGCUGAUAGUAGAAAAAUUUCUGUUAGUCAGUGUAGCACUGAACCGGUCAUCAAUGUGUAUAUCAGCAACAAUGUUAUAACAGAGAAUGGCAGAGAAGAGGUUUCGCAGAGUUUCUUGACUUCCAAAGACGUCGAAAUUAGUGAAACCGGAUACCACGUACAUGUCAGUAAUAAUAUUGAAACUCCUGGAUCUGAAAAAAACAAUGAGAUAUAAUAUUCCUAAGUGUAUAAUAGAAUGUUCCA
Molecule: messenger RNA, 1850 nt
Organism: Phaedon cochleariae (mustard beetle)
Lineage: Eukaryota; Metazoa; Arthropoda; Insecta; Coleoptera; Chrysomelidae
Source: the annotation of a GenBank genome assembly